Molecule: messenger RNA, 375 nt
Organism: Zea mays
Lineage: Eukaryota; Viridiplantae; Streptophyta; Magnoliopsida; Poales; Poaceae
Exons: 3
Coding region: 1-375 (124 amino acids)
Source: RefSeq, a predicted model, not a curated record
AUGGUCGGGCUGGUCAACCCGGACGACCUCCAGCUGGGCUCUACGGAGAGGAAGCUCGUCCAGGCGUACAACGAGAAGCCAGUCCUCUCGCGGCCCCAGCACAGCUUCUACGAGGGAGAGGACUACCUUGAGGUGGACCUUGACAUCCACCGGUUCAGCUACAUUGCUAGGAAGGGGCUGGACUCGUUCAGGGCACGCCUCAAGGACGACAUCCUCGAUCUGGGGUUAACGAUCCAGGCCCAGAAGCAGUCGAAGCUCCCUGAGCAGGUCCUCUGCUGCGUCAGGCUGAACAAGAUCGAUUUCACUGACCAAGAAGUUCCAACAAUAGUCACCGUUGAUGCUGAAGUGCCAGAGGUGACCCUUUUGCGGGGAUGA